AUGUUCUCCUCGCGCAUCUUAGAGGCUGUACCCACCGCGCCAGAAUCAGAAGAUAUCUUCUCUUCCGCUCUCUCGAUCCUAUUCACAGAUGAUACGCAAAACAGCCACGGCAUCCCCGGAUCGAGCGUGACAUAUCACUCGCCGCGGUUUGGGAAUAUGACGCUCCGCAUCCCUGCGCACCCUGACCGGGAAGAGGACAGAAAACUGUUUGCGCAUUACUUGUGGAAUGCGGGUGUGAUUGCGGCAGAUGCCAUUGAGGCGGGUAGCACGAGCAAACAACAAAAUGUGACAGUUUCAGAAGGAGAGCACGAUCGGGGUCGGGAGCAGGGACAGUGGGAUAGACGAUACUGGGAUGUGCGAGGCAAGCGAGUUCUCGAGUUGGGCGCUGGAACGGCUCUUCCAUCUUUGAUAUCCGCACUCUCUGGUGCCGAGUCAACCACUAUUACCGAUCAUCCAUCGUCUCCUGCUCUGACCACGAAUGCGAUUGAGCAGAAUGUCAGAGACAAUGUUCUUGAGAGACCCAGACCGGACACUAAGUCCAAGCCAGUUGUCAACGUGUUCGGAUACACAUGGGGGACCAACAUGAUGUAUCUGCCAGAACAAUACGGCAAACCGGCACCACGACAGCCGGGGUCGUUUGAUCGUAUCAUCCUAGCAGAUUGUCUGUGGAUGCCGUCACAGCAUGUGAACUUGGUCAAGACCACGUUGCGAUAUCUUGAUUCCUCGCAAUCAAACGCUAGUUGUGCCUAUGCCUGUGCCUGUGCUUUGGUGGUGGCGGGUUUCCAUACAGGCCGAGGCAUAGUAAGGCAUUUCUUUGAAGUGGCCACUGGAGAAUGGAAGGAUGAGGAAAAGACCAGUUCGGAAGCCGACAACGAAGAUCAAGAGCUCGCAGAAGUGCAAGGCAAGUUGAAAGCUGUAGAAAUCUUUGAGAUCGAUGUCAAUGGGUCUCGCCGACCGUGGGAAGCUGUUCGAAGAGGGGAGAACAAAGAGCAGGCUAAGAGAUGGUGUGUAAGCGCCGUACUUGUGAAAAGGUGA
Molecule: messenger RNA, 1035 nt
Organism: Rhinocladiella mackenziei CBS 650.93
Lineage: Eukaryota; Fungi; Ascomycota; Eurotiomycetes; Chaetothyriales; Herpotrichiellaceae
Exons: 2
Coding region: 1-1035 (344 amino acids)
Biological process (GO): peptidyl-lysine dimethylation
Molecular function (GO): protein-lysine N-methyltransferase activity
Source: RefSeq, a predicted model, not a curated record